Beta vulgaris subsp. vulgaris (sugar beet) is the source of this 1674-nucleotide messenger RNA. RefSeq lists its product as hypothetical. The record is from RefSeq and is a predicted model, not a curated record. NCBI's taxonomy places the organism in Eukaryota, Viridiplantae, Streptophyta, Magnoliopsida, Caryophyllales, Amaranthaceae. Bases 296 to 1456 code for a protein of 386 amino acids. The transcript has 5 exons.
UAUUGACUUCUCUUAUUAAACCAACUCAGAAAAAGAAAACCGGGAAAAAGAAAAAAAAGCAAACGAGGAAGAAGAGGCGCUGAGAAUUUGAACUUUGUGAAUAAUCGGAGGGAGAACUGCAAAAGCAAUUUACAAAUAACAAUCGAAGUCACUACAUACCAACUGUCAACAGUCAACACCCAACGAACUGUUGUCCUCAAUCUUCAAAUUCAUGCCGCCAAUUUUCUAGGGUUUCAUUCUCCUCCCAAUUUCAAAUUUAUUUCAUCUGAUUUGGAGCUCGAAAAUCUCAGCAACAAUGGCGGCAACUACUUCAUCGCCAGUUCUCAGCAACAAUGGCUCUGAAGCGAGUGGUAACACCGGCAUUUCUUCACCUCCGCCCUCGUCGACGACACCUCCUUCCACUGUGAAAAGCCCUAGUCUUCCGACGAUAUUGCUGCAAAGGCCGGAACCGCCGAAGAAUCUCCGAGGGCUCAAUAAACCUAAGUGUAUCAAGUGUGGUAAUGUUGCUAGGUCUAGGUGUCCUUACCAAUCUUGCAAAAGUUGCUGCUCUAAAGCCCAGAAUCCUUGUCAUAUACAUGUUUUGAAGCAAAAUUCUACUCUAGCGGACAGGGGAGCUUCUUCAAACUCCACAAUACCUGAGCAGCAACCUAAUGAAGUGGCAGCCUCCGGGCCUCAGUCAAAAGCAACUUCACUUCGACAACUUUCUAGUACUUUCUCGCAGUUAAACAAUGUGCAUAUUCCGCGAUCAAGGAAGCCACUAACUAGAAAGGAGGCACUGACUGUAAAUGAAUGGAGGUUUGCCAAGUUGAAAGAAUACAAGGAGAGAAAUGUUGAAGCAGAAAAUGAAGCUUUUGAUAGAUAUAUGCAGAAUAUUGGUUUACUAGAAGAGGUUUUUGAUGUUAAUUCCGAAAGGACAGAUGAGAAUGUUUCUGGGAUGUCCAACCCUCCCACAACUUCAGGUGAGAAAAUGGAGAUUAUUUCAGAGACCAAGGUAAUGCUAAGAUCCAAUCCUGAAAGAAUUAAUACCUUCAGGAAAAGGAUUCGGCAGACAAUUGAUCAGGGAUUGAGAAAGUUUCAGACAAAUGAUUUAGUUGAUGGUCCUAGCAACCUAGAUGAUGAAGAUGAUAUGACCCCCAAAACAGCUACGAGUAUGAGGGCUGGGAAGACAUCAGCCUUGGCCGAAUUGAACUUUAAGUUGAAUAGAGCUCGAAACGAGGAGGAUUUGAAGCUCUGUGUCGAGAUGAGGUCCAAUAUUUUAGGUCAACAAAACCUAACCUUGGGGCAGAGAGCCGAGAAUGCUGAGGUUUUGGAGAAGCAAACUGUCCGGAAUCAUUUGCCUUCAACACAAGAAUCUGAUGUUUCUCUGAAACUGGUGAAAACUACUGAAAUUGAUCAGGAUUUGUUAAAUAGCAUGGAUUCUCAUUUUUCAUCCCUAGAAGAGAUAGAAGAUUUAUAGGAUUUGAGCCUUUUUUUUUUUCUCAGAUAAAGGUUGUGAAGUCUCUAGCAGUUGAUGUAAUCUUGUUGUGAUCUUAGAGUUAAUGUUACGAUUCAGCCUUACAGAGAGAAUUCACUAACCAAUAAUUGGGAUACCUGCAAUCUAUAUUAACUCAACGUUUGUUCAGUUAUAAAAAAUACACACAAAAAAAAAAUGCUAUCAAAAUUGUUAGGGGAUGG